CAAAUAGGGUGUGCCCAUCAGUGAGCCUCUUUACAUUAGGUGUCACCAUCAGAGUGCAACGUUACCUCAUGUAUUCCCAUCACAUCAGAAUGCCCCUUUACAUCAGGUAUCCCCAUUACAGUGCCACCUUACAUCAUGUAUUCCAGUCAGAGUGCCUCCUUACACUCAAAAUACCCCUUUCCAUCAUAUUUCCCCAUCAGAGUGCCCCCUUUUCAUCGCAUGUGUAAAUCAGAGUGCCCCUUUCCAUCACAUGUGCUCAUCAGAGUGCCCCUUUCCACAGUAUGUGCCCAUUUGUGCUCCCUAACAUAACAUGUGCCCAUCAGAGUGCCCCCUUAACAUAAAAGGUGCCUGUCAGAGUGCCCCUUAACAUAAAAUGUUCCCGUCAGAGUGCCCCUUAAUAUAA
Messenger RNA from Staurois parvus, 403 nucleotides. The record is from the annotation of a GenBank genome assembly. NCBI's taxonomy places the organism in Eukaryota, Metazoa, Chordata, Amphibia, Anura, Ranidae.